This is a messenger RNA of Anthostomella pinea, 1449 nucleotides long. NCBI's taxonomy places the organism in Eukaryota, Fungi, Ascomycota, Sordariomycetes, Xylariales, Xylariaceae. The record is from the annotation of a GenBank genome assembly.
AUGCCGCCUCCACCACCGCCUCCCUCGCGGAGAAACGACGCCAGCAAGGCAUCGGCCGCCUCGAAGGAGGAGAACAUCUACAUCCCGUCCUUCAUCAGCAAGCGGCCCUUCUACGCAGGCGAAGAGGGCGACGACCAGUCAGACUACCUAGAGCAUCAGCGGAUACAGCAGAAGUCGAAAGACGACCAGUCGAAAUGGUACGACCGGGGCAAGAAGCUGGGGCCCGCCGCGACGAAGUACCGCAAGGGCGCCUGCGAGAACUGCGGCGCCAUGACGCACAAGACGAAGGAGUGUCUGAGUCGCCCGCGCGCGAAGGGCGCCAAGUACACGGGCCGCGAUAUCCAGGCCGACGAGGUCGUGCAGGAGGUGCAGCUCGGCUGGGACGCCAAGAGGGAUCGCUGGAACGGCUACGAUCCCAAGGAGUACCGCCAGGUUGUCGAACGCUACAAACAGAUGGAUGAGCUGCGGAAGCUAGCGGAUGGCGGCAAGGCGAAUAAGGACGACGGCGAGGGCGAGGAGGGUGAAGAGCAGAAAGACUCCGGGGAGAAGUACGCCGAGGAGAUGGAUAUGGGCAAGCAUCAGAGCACAGCGACACGGCAACUGCGCAUACGGGAAGACACGGCGAAGUACCUCUUGAAUCUCGACCUGGAGUCAGCCAAAUACGACCCCAAGACGAGGACGAUGGUCGACGCGGGCGCCACAGCAGACAAGGCGGCGCAGCUAUUUGCGGAAGAAGGCUUCUUACGGCAAUCAGGCGAGGCGGCCAAGUUUGAGGAGGCACAAACGUAUGCGUGGGAGAAACAGGAGCUGUCCGGCGACACAAGCCAGCACAUGCAGGCGAACCCAACGGCGGGCGAGUUCUACCGCAAGAAAGAGAAGGAGGAAGCCGAGAAGAAGCGCGCGGCGCACCUCAAAGCCCUACAAGAGAAGUACGGCGGCGGCAUCGACGACCAACAUACGAUGCCGGCGGCACUGCGGGACGUCGCCGUGACCGAGUCGGAGCAUUUCGUUGAAUACGACGAGGCCGGGCUGAUCAAGGGCGCGCCCAAGGCUGUGGCCAAAUCCAAGUAUGCUGAGGAUGUCCACACCAACAGUCACACGUCGGUAUGGGGCAGCUGGUGGUCCAACUUCAGAUGGGGCUACGCAUGUUGUCACUCGUUCAGCAAGAACAGCUACUGUACGGGAGAAGACGGCAGGAGGGCGUUUGAUGAUGCUGAGCGACAGAGAACUGGUGUGGCUCUCAUAGAAGAUGCCCCAGCUCAGGAGGCAGAACCCAACGGUGGCAAGGCGGACGAGCCAGAGCCGGCGAAGCCAGCAGCCAGAAAGCGCACAGUCGAGGAGAUGAUGGGCGGUGUUUCGGAGGCAGAGAUGGAUGAAUAUCGAAGGAAGCGAACAGCGGCAGAUGACCCUAUGGCCAAAUUCUUAGGGACAGAAGAGUUAGCUCGAUAG